AUGGCGCCCAGGGAAGCGACUCGGAUCCUGUUGGUUCGUCGACUCAAUAAAGAAGGCCCAGGCGACAGGUCGCUUGCCGAGUGGUGGGAAAGCGAAUGCAGCAGCAAAUCUCCCGAAGCCUCCGCAAUCAAAGAAGCGGCCGAAUUACUUCGGACGAGUGAUAUCCCGGUUGCUUUCCCUACGGAGACAGUAUAUGGAUUGGGGGCAGAUGCAACACGGAGUGAUGCGGUGCGAGGGAUUUACAAGGCGAAGCAACGGCCCUCGGACAACCCAUUGAUCGUCCACAUCGACUCGCUGGAUAUGUUGGAGCGACUCCUCAAUCCGGUGCACACUAGUCCAACACGCGCAACAAGGACAGCGAGGCACUCUAUUCCUACCAUCUACCAUCCUUUGAUUGACCGUUUCUGGCCAGGCCCUCUCACGAUUCUUUUGCCGAACCCCUCGGGAUCGAUCCUCGCAAAGGAAGUCACCUCCAACCUGACUACGUUUGGCGUCCGCAUGCCCUCGUCUCCGCUGGCUCGCCUGUUGAUCCACGUCGCAGACCGACCACUUGCGGCUCCGUCGGCUAACGCUUCUACCAAACCCUCUCCGACGACUGCAGGACAUGUGUGUAAUGAUCUUGAAGGUCGAAUUGAACUGAUACUCGACGGUGGUCCCUGUGGGGUGGGCGUUGAGAGUACAGUGGUGGAUGGGCUGUCCCAUCCUCCGACCAUUUUAAGACCGGGAGGAAUUGGAAUCGAGGAACUACGGACGUGUCCCGGGUGGGACAAUGUGCAGAUUGGGUAUAAUGAUGGGACGCUCGAUGUCAAGGAAGUCCCCCGGGCGCCCGGUAUGAAGUACCGUCACUACUCACCCAAGGCGCGUGUGGUGCUUUUUGAAGCCGAGUCGGACGAACAGGCUGCUUCGAAGCGUAUACGCAAGGACCUGGAGGAUACCGCAGUGGGUGCUCAUAUGAUUGGAAUCCUGCGGACUCGGCACUGGAAGAAGGGCUUGAGGUUGCUGUCGGACGACGAGAUGCAGAAGACCCUGAAGCCUAUUCCCUCACUACACGACGACUUGGUGGGAUUCUCGGUCCCCGUGCAAGACAAGGUCAAUGGAGGCCUUACCACUAAGGAGACGUUUGACUGCCAUCUGGGAGGUGACGUCGAGUCUAUCGCGCACCGACUAUUUUCGGCUCUGCGAGCCAUGGAUGAAAUGGGCGUGGAAGUGAUCUAUGUCGAAGGAAUCUCUGAUCACAGUGGUGAUCUGGCUGCUGCCGUCAUGAAUCGACUUCGGAAAGCCGCAGGAACCGAACUUCGGGUGUAA
Molecule: messenger RNA, 1305 nt
Organism: Aspergillus tanneri
Lineage: Eukaryota; Fungi; Ascomycota; Eurotiomycetes; Eurotiales; Aspergillaceae
Product: L-threonylcarbamoyladenylate synthase
Exons: 1
Coding region: 1-1305 (434 amino acids)
Biological process (GO): regulation of translational fidelity
Cellular component (GO): cytoplasm
Molecular function (GO): double-stranded RNA binding; tRNA binding; nucleotidyltransferase activity
Source: RefSeq, a predicted model, not a curated record